Messenger RNA from Microdochium trichocladiopsis, 1457 nucleotides. RefSeq names its product 26S proteasome regulatory subunit rpn-8. Lineage: Eukaryota; Fungi; Ascomycota; Sordariomycetes; Xylariales; Microdochiaceae. The transcript has 2 exons. Gene Ontology annotation, biological process: proteasome-mediated ubiquitin-dependent protein catabolic process. Gene Ontology annotation, molecular function: metallopeptidase activity; protein binding. The record is from RefSeq and is a predicted model, not a curated record. Gene Ontology annotation, cellular component: proteasome complex; proteasome regulatory particle. Bases 93 to 1124 code for a protein of 343 amino acids.
CUCUGCCUGCGCAGAAACCAUAAGCCUACAGCAUACUACUUGGAGCGACGACCUGACUUGCCGACUGUGUCUUGAGACACACCUCUCACAAGAUGCCUGCGACCACAGCCGAGACGCUGUCCUUCGUUAGCAGGAACGUCACCGUUGCCCCGCUCGUUCUGCUCUCCGUCGUCGACCACUACAACCGCGCGGCCAAGGGCACAAGGAAGCGAGUAGUUGGUGUGCUGCUCGGCCAGAACGAUGGCCAGGUUGUGAGGGUGUCAAACAGUUUUGCCGUCCCCUUUGAGGAGGACAAUGACGACCCCUCCGUCUGGUUCUUGGACCACAACUACGUCGAGAACAUGAACGACAUGUUCAAGAAGAUCAACGCCCGCGAGAAACUGAUAGGAUGGUAUCACUCUGGCCCGAAGCUGCGUGCCUCCGAUCUCGAGAUCAACGAGCUCUUCAAAAGAUACACGCCAAACCCGCUUCUCGUCAUCAUUGAUGUCCAGCCCAAGGAGUCAGGUGUGCCGACAGAUGCAUACUUCGCGGUAGAGGAGAUCAAGGAUGAUGGCACAACAACGGCCAAGACCUUCGUACACACCCCAUCCACGAUCGAGGCGGAGGAGGCGGAGGAGAUUGGUGUCGAGCACCUGCUUCGCGAUAUCAGAGACGUUGCCAUCGGCACAUUAUCCACACGCAUCACAAAUCAGCUGCAAUCCUUGCAAGGGCUGCACCUCCGGCUACGGGAGAUCCAAGUAUACCUUCAGAAAGUCCAGGAUGGCCAAUUACCAGUAAACCACGCUGUGCUCGGCAACCUGCAGGACAUUUUCAACCUCCUGCCCAACCUGUCGACACCCAAAUCAGGCUCGGAUGGCAAGUCGUCGCAAACGAGCGAACUGUCCUACGCCAUGAACGUCAAGACCAACGACCAGCUGCUUGCCGUCUACCUGAGCAGUCUGAUCCGCGCCAUCACGGCCUUCCAUGAUCUGAUCGACAACAAGAUCCAGAACAGGCAGCAGCAGGAGGAGAAGGAGGCCAAGAAGGAAGAGGCGGCAGCGGCGGCCAAGGACGAGAAAGAAAAGGAGAAGAACGGCACGAAUGGCACAGCCGCUGAUUCUGCGGAGAAGAAAGAGAAGAAGUAAGACGCCGCAGUCCCGCACAGAUGAGGGACAUCUCCAUAGGCACGAGUGCUAGGCUCAAUUGUGCACUUGGGCCUCGUAUGAAAGAGCAGAUGCUAGAGAAUAGACGGAGGCUCUGCCUGUGCAUGUAGCUGCGUGCAUCCGUUGAUCGAAAUGCAUCUCGUAUAUGCCACCAGACAUCCGCGUAGCAAUAAUGAAGUGGUAGGUCUACACGUCACUCAUCAGUCCGGCGCCUUCUUCCCGGCCGACUCUUCGCUCUUGAACAUAUUCACCAAGUACGCUCGACCAGCGCUCGCCCAAAAGACAUGCCAGCAGAUGCUUACAACACGGCACGUU